GUCAACUACCUUAGCUGGAUGAAGUACGUCCCCUUCAGCGGCUACCACGCCUUGGGGGACUGUGUGCGACAUCUUGAGAACGGUCUCUUCACCAAAGAAUGCGAGGAGCACCAGAAGGUCUUCGACCCAACCGCAGCCCCAGAGAUCUCAUCGAGGCAUUCCUCCUGGAGUUGCAUAAGAAACAACAGGAGAAGGUGGAAAAUAAUGGUGAAGAUAUGGCACCAACGGGUUUCAACCAUCAGCAGAUGCUGCAUUUCAUCGCUGACGUCUUUGCAGCGGGUACUGAUACGACAGCUUCAACCCUGAAGUGGUCACUCAUUCAUUUGAUGAAGUUUGAGGAUGAGCAGCGGAAGAUACAAGAAGAGCUUGAUCACGUGAUAGGACGGGACAGAAUGCCAUCUCUCGAGGACAAACCAAACCUACCUUACACUCAAGCCUUCUUAGCGGAGAGCUUGCGAUACGGUUGCGCAGGCCCUCUAGGUGUUCCUCACGGAGCGAAGGAGGACACGAAGCUCCGCGGCUACGACAUUCCCAAGGGGACCGUGAUCGUCGCGAACCUCUAUGCUGUGCUUUACGACCCAAAGGUAUUUCCUGAACCAGACAAGUUCAAUCCAUCACGAUUCAUCGAUGACGAAGGCAGAGUAAAGACGUCGCUGAUUGAAAGGGCACAUUCUCAAUUUGGAAUAGGCCGACGACAAUGCGUUGGCAUGGACAUGGCUCUUAUGGAACGCUUUGUCUUUAUCACAAACCUCAUUCAUCGCUUCAACGCAAGGGCACCAAACGGACCCGACUCCGUCACCAUUGACGCAAGGGGUGGACUGGCCUUUGUGCCCAUGCCAUUUGAGAUGCAGCUGACGGAGCGAUAGCCUGCCUGAUCAACAGUAUUUCUUUCCUUUCAAAGCGCACGCUGCAUUUAAAAAAAAAGCUGAGGCCAAGUAGAAAUGACAGCAUACGCUAUUCAUUCAAACAAUGUUUGCACAAAUUUACGUUUUGUAUGAUGUCACCCACAUGUGGCGCGUCAAUGACUGCACUAUCAGCAUCAUCAGGUCCAUUGUAAACGAAGCGUUGUUUCUAUUACGCCAUUUGAACACGGACAUUCAACCACACAAAAACGUCGUACAUUAAGAACUAGGCUAUUCAUCCACGAAAAAACAGGUAAAGCAAUCUAAACAAACCAAUUAGUGCGUACAGACCAUCAAUGUUUGCAAACCGUGCAAAGCCGCCAUUUUCAGAGCCCAAUCUUAUAAACAGUUGCGAUUAAUCACAAUUUACAAACGAUAUAGAAGACUGCAAACUUGCGUUCGAUUAUAGGAAUUGAGGUUAAUUAGGAUCAAUCGCAACUCGUUAUAAGACGGGGCCAUGGAGGGGUCUGUUUCUGAUAGUUUACUUUGACAUCAGUUUUGCUGAACACUAAUCAAUUGGCGCCCUCUGGCUGAAAAGUCGGAAAGGACACGUUGUGUAAAAUGGAGUUUCAUGUCAUAUUUAGGCCUUCUUAAUGAAAGAUGCUCAUUCAGUAGAAAACGUUUAAAAACACCUAAAACACAUGAUUAUAUCACUUUUGCUUUGCUUUUCAGCUUUAGGUCUUACUGAUAU
Messenger RNA from Strongylocentrotus purpuratus (purple sea urchin), 1593 nucleotides. RefSeq names its product cytochrome P450 2U1-like. The transcript is spliced from 4 exons. Gene Ontology annotation, cellular component: cytoplasm; intracellular membrane-bounded organelle. The record is from RefSeq and is a predicted model, not a curated record. The coding region runs from base 99 to 866 and encodes 255 amino acids. Lineage: Eukaryota; Metazoa; Echinodermata; Echinoidea; Camarodonta; Strongylocentrotidae. Gene Ontology annotation, molecular function: iron ion binding; heme binding; oxidoreductase activity, acting on paired donors, with incorporation or reduction of molecular oxygen, reduced flavin or flavoprotein as one donor, and incorporation of one atom of oxygen. Gene Ontology annotation, biological process: xenobiotic metabolic process.